CUUUGUUCAGAGGAGAAUAAGCGCUGAUCUACUUUGAUGACGAAGAAAAUAAGUUACCGUCCCAUUCUAAGAGGGAAGGUUCCGCCUUGCUUGACAAGAAAAGGAAACUUGAUCCCAAAAAUGUGCCGUUCAAGUCAGUGUCCAUCAUACUCAACUGAAAACCAAAGCGAGACUGAAUCUAAAGCUGCUAGAUUGUUCUUAAGAGGAAGAAACCAGAAUGACAACUUUCGAAUCCUCGAACGAAAGGGGAAAGAUCUGGGAACAUCUUCUGACGGAAAAUACUAUCAAGACCUUGCAAUUUCAAGAUCAGUAAACGAGGCUCUAUCAACAAAGAGCGUUGUUUAUCAGCUUCCGGCUCAGGACCUAAGUGUCGCUCUUGCAACGUUCCCAGAGUUCUUCUCUCAAGGACUGGCUAGUGAACAUAAGGUUUUGACUAAACGAGUCGACCCUAGUUUAACAAAUCAGGACUUUAAUGAUAGAAAAAGAAAUCUGUCGAGCGAAUACAAAGGACUGGCCCUGUGGUAUAUCCGGGAAUACGGAUUAUAGCCAUGCACUGUACUUAGAAAAAGAAACAAUGCAGCUUAUGAAGAUCCAGUGCUUCCAACAUAAACGUAAAUCAAAUCUGAAAUUUAUUUUUAAUUACUUCUGAUGAUUUAAGCCUAGUCAAGUCUUACGACAGCCUUAUUUCAGGCUAAUCGCGCACUACCCCAGAAUUCCUUGUGGUAGUCUCACACUCCUCUGCCAUUUCUAAUUCUCAACAACCCCAGGCCCUCACUGUAGCGAGGAAAUAUGAGCGAAGAAUACACAUUUAUUAAAAAAAAUCUUAUCAAAUUCUGAAUUAAAAAAAUCCUUCAGUGCUAUGAACUUAUGUAGACUAUUUUCGUCUUUUUUCACGGGCGUGACCGCAUUAAAUGCACGCUGUCCUGCCAUUUUGCCAUAGCUUAAGAUGGAC
Molecule: messenger RNA, 952 nt
Organism: Pocillopora meandrina
Lineage: Eukaryota; Metazoa; Cnidaria; Anthozoa; Scleractinia; Pocilloporidae
Source: the annotation of a GenBank genome assembly